UAACACCGGUCUGCGUCAACAACCGCUCCGGUGUGUCCGUGUGUUUGUUUGACGGGUUGUCUCGGUUCAUUACCGGGAGGGGAGACCCACCGAGCGGUCUGCUGCUUACACAGAGACUCGAUAAAGGUUAUUUUUACCUGUCAGCCUGUCUUCUGUGUUGCUGGUUCACGUUUUGACCUUCCUGCCUUAUGACCCCUUUCUGAUCACCUGUGAAGCUCUACAAACUGAUCCAGCCAGCGUCUCCAUCCACUGCUGCAACAUGAGUGUAUGAUGUCUGAGAGCAGCUGCUAUGGCGUGCAGCAGCGGUCAGAACAAUGCAGAGACUCUGGAGGGGUUUCACGAGGUGAACUUAGCCUCGCCCACUACACCUGACCUGCAGAACCAAGCAGAGCAGCGACCACCUGUCCGGCACAGCACCCCUCCCACCUCUCUGUACCGCACACAUUCACUGGGAGCGCCCCCUGCUGGCCUCCCCACAUCACUACGGGCUGACCAGCUCCCAACGCAACCGGUUUACUCCACGCCACGGCACAGCCACAAUGGAAGUGUGCCAGGCCAGGAGGGGGAGUCGGUGGACGGCACCGUCCUGUCAGGUGAAGACGGCGAGGAAUGCAGCGCCCUGAGCGACAGCCUGUCAAGGCUGAGAAGUCCGUCGGUGAUGGAGGUCAGGGAGAAAGGAUACGAGCGGCUGAAGGAGGAGCUCGCCAAGGCCCAGAGGGAGCUGCUGUUGAAGGAUGAGGAGUGUGAGAGGUUGUCUAAAGUCAGAGAUCAGCUCGGCCAGGAGCUGGAGGAGCUCACCGCCAGUCUCUUCCAGGAAGCCCACAAGAUGGUCAGAGAAGCGAACGUCAAACAGGCGAAUGCUGAGAAGCAGCUGAAAGAAGCCCUGGGCAAGAUCGACGUCCUCCAAGCAGAGGUCCAGGCUUUGAAGACGCUCGUUCUCUCCUCCCCCACCUCCCCCCUGGGCGAGCUCCCCUCCGUGGGAGCAUCAGGAGGAGUAAAGACCCCCUUCAGGAAGGGGCACAGCAGGAACAAGAGCACCUCCUCGGCCAUGAUGGGGACGCAGCCCGACCCGUCGGCCACGCAGCCCAUCGUACGGGAGUGCAGAGAGGUGGACAGUCAGCUGUUUGGUGAGUUUAAAGCGUGGAAGGAAGAGCCGACGUUGGACCGGGACUGCAGCUUCCUGGAGAGAGUUUACCGUGAGGAUAUUUACCCCUGUCUCACCUUCAGCAAGAGCGAGCUGGGGUCGGCCAUCUUGGAAGCAGUGGAGCAGAACACACUGAGUGUGGAGCCGGUGGGUUUCCAGCCGCUGCCCGUGGUCAAAGCGUCGGCGGUGGAGUGUGGCGGACCAAAUGGGCGAAGGGCUGAACUCGUCACAAAAUGUGCCCUGAGCGGUCAGACCAAAACCUGUAAGCACAGAAUCAAGUUUGGGGACUCGUCCAACUAUUACUAUGUUUCUCCUUACUGUAGAUAUAGAAUCACAGCAGUGUGUAAUUUCUUCACCUACAUUCGCUACAUCCACCAAGGGCUGGUUAAACAGCAGGAUGCGGAGCAGAUGUUCUGGGAGGUGAUGCAGCUCCGCAGAGAAAUGUCCGUCGCCAAGCUCGGCUACUACAAAGACCAGCUGUGACCGACGGACAGCCCCGCCCUCCAAUCACAGCAGACUCUGCCCCUGGAGCCCCGCCCUCCUCUCCUUCCCCUGGAUCUGGUCCCCCUCCUCUCCUCCAGUCCUUCCUCUCCAUCCCUCCUCCCCUGUGUGAGUGUUUGUGUGCGAGGAUAAACGUGGUUGUUUUUCAAUCAAAGAGACUGAAGGACGGUGGCGUCUGUGGUCGUUACUGAUUCUGAGUUUUUGUUGAGAGUUUAAAUCCAAAGUUUGAGAUUUGAUUUACUGAAGAACUAAACACUCCGAUGUAUGAAGACAAGUGGCAUGGAAAUGAUAUUUAAAUAUGUCUGCAUUUAAACCGAGCUGAGGAGCUUUGACCUUUGUUUUUUCAUUCCAAAGUCCAAGUAUUUAUGAUAAACUACUUUAUAAACAUCUGAUGGAGAAUAAGGGCCACUGUAGGGGAAGAAAAUUACAUUUUUCAAUAAAUCUAUGAAGAUAUUUACAAAAAAGAUAGAACUCACAAAACAAGGAUAAAAAAUGAAGAAAAACAUAGUUUUACAAUAAACAGAUGAUUUUACAGAAGCCUUAACUCUUUAGAAAUGGUGAAUUUUCUCCCAAAUUUAAGGUUUGACUUCAUUUGAAAACACAUUUUUAAUUUUCUUUUUCCAAAUUUAAAUUUAAAUUCAAAAUAUGAUGUCUAUAAACAACUUUAAAAGCCUUUAUUUUAUUAAAAUGAGUUUGUUUGGACUGUAAAUUUGCUCUUUCUUCAUAUACAUAAAGCUCUGUAAAAAUCUUGUAUUUUCCCCAACAGUGGCCCUUUUAUUCUUCCAUAUUGACUCAAGUAUCUAAAAUCUGUUCCACUGCUGCUAAAAUCCGUCCGUGACGUUCUGUAAUCAUGGAGGAUGUGCUGUAGAUGAAAUAAGACGCCCAUAAUGCAAAAAUGAAGACCAAACAAUCAAUUCUUGUUUACUUAAACUGUUUAUAAGCUUCUAUUUAAUUUUAGUUUGUAGGAAAUUAUGAAGGAAGUUUAUUUCUAUGAUUUAAUGAUGCAUUAUUAGAUGCAAAGAUAAUCACAGCCCCAUGCAGACAGGAUUAAAUUCUGGUUUCUAUGAUUCAGUGCUUGGUAGAGCAUGAGGCCCAACGACUCUAACCCUUGACCUCCAAAAUCUCGCCAGUUUAUCCUUGAGUCAGAGUGGACAUUUCUGCUAAGUUUGAAGAAAAUCCCUCAAAGCAUUCUAGAGAUAUUACUUUCACUAUAAAGGGAUGAACAUGAGGCCCAGUGACCAAACCAGUGACAUCCAAAUUAAAUGAGUCAGAGUGGACGUUUUUGCAAAGUUAAAACAAAAACCUAAGUGUUUGCUUUCAUAAGCAAAGGGUGAACAUGAGGCAUAGUAGCCAUGAGUAAGAGUGGACUUUUGUCAAAGUUUAAAAAUAUUCAAGAUGAGUUCAAAACCAAUGGGGGAAAAUAAGGCCUCAUGAUUUUUUGGGGGGAUAUUUCAUUACCAAACAAGGGAUAAACAUAAGGUCCAAUAAUCUUGCCCUCUAUCAAUUCCCCUCUAAAAUGUAAGCAAUCCAUUCUUCUGUCAGAGUGGACAUUUGUGCAAAUUUAAGAGAAAAAUCACUAAUUUUUUAGGAGAUAUCCCAUGACCCCAAGCAAGGGAUGAACCUUAGGCCCAAUGACCUAACCAGUGAGCUCCAGAUUAAACGAGCCAGAGUGGACAUUUGUGCAAAGUUUGAAAAAAUGAGAUUGUAGUCAUAGGCAAAGGAUGAACAUCAGGCCCAGCACCCUUGAUCUUUGAACUCCCAAUUCCAGUCCAUUCAACCAUGAAUCAGAGUGGACAUUUAUCAAAGUUUGAAAAACAAAAUUCAAGAUGAGUUUAAAAGUGACAACGGAAGAAAAGGCCUAAUGAGUGUUUUUUGAGAUAUUCCAUUAUCAAGCAAGGGAACAUAAGGCCCAAUUACCUAUCACCUCUCAAAUGUAAGUCAUCCAUCCUUUUGCCAGAGUGGACAUUCCUGCAGUUUUAGGAUUAAAUCCCUACAAUUUUUGGAGUUAUUCCAUAACCAAGUAAGGGAUGAACAUUAGGCCCAAUGACAUUGAAUCAUUACCUCCAAAUAAACCCAUUCAAUCUUUUAGUCAGAGUAGACAUUUGCACAAAGUUUAAAGAAGAGCCCUCAAAGCAAAUUGGGAAAUCACGUUGACAAGUUAAGGAUUGUGAUGCACCAUAACUUUGAACUUUAACCUCUUUAGUUCAGUCAGUUCAAUCUCCAGUUAGAGUGGACUCUCGUACAAAAUUAGAAGUAAGUUCCCUGCACCUUUCACAAGAAAAAGAAGAACAUGAGGCAUGGUUGACUCAUAACAGAACUCGGAUAAUUCUUCAGUCAGAGUGGACAUUUGUGCAAUGUUUGAGGAAAACCCAGCAAUCCUGAGAUCUCCCAUAACCAACCAAAGGAUGAACAUGAGACCCAAUGAACAUGAGCUCUGACCUUUGCCCUCCAAAAUGAAAGCACCUCGUCAAAUUUCAGAGUGGGCGCUUUUGUUAAGUUAGAAUAAAAUCCCUCAAAACAUUCUUGAAAUAUCCCAUAGCAAAUCAAAAGAUGAACAUGAGGCCUGAUAACCUUGAUCUGACCAACAAAAUAGGCUCAGUUCAGCUGUAGGUCAGAGUGUUGUUGAUGCAAAUCACUCUAAGCAUUCUUAAAAUGUUGCUUUAGCAGGCAAGGAUGAAUAUGAGGCCUUAUUAUCUUGACCUUUGAGCUGUGACCUCUAAUAUACUAACAGUACAUACCUGAGUCAGAGUGGAUGUUGGUGCAAAGUUGAAGGAGAAUCCUCCAAUGCGUUCUUGAGAUAUUGUGUUUAAAAGUAAGGUAUGAACAUAAGGCCAAGUGACUUUAUGUAUGACUUUUAGAAUCCAGUUAAUCUCUUAGUCAGAGUGGACUUUUGUGCAAGGUUUUAAAAAAAUCUUAAAGCGUUUAGAGAAAUGUCUUAAACGAAAAUUCUCUGACUGGAUAUCAGGAGCAAACAUUAUACUUCCAUCAUCUGCUCUCACCAGUCCUGAGGCUUACAAAUUAUACCCAACUAGUUAGAAACACUUCCUGUUUGUGGUAUAUUCUUUGUCCUACAGACAACUAGGCGACUUUAACACUAGAGUACAUGAAACAUGAUGAUCCAGGCAAGUUCUGUUUUUUUUUUUUUUUUUCCUAUGGUUUCUAAUUAAACGUGUGAAUCACUUUACUUUGAAGAUAAUCCUGUCUGAAUGGGGCUUAUAUAUGUCCUCUUAGCAUUAGAAACCUUGUUUGUGAAUGCAGGAAUCAUUUUAUUUAUACUUUCUUUAAGAAUUUGUGUUUUCUUUGUGAAAGGCUGGUUCCAGAUUUUCAAGAAGUUUCUACAAAGUCACAGGAAAACUUGAACACUACAUUUUGGCUGUUUAACACUACAUGAUGUUCGGGCAUGUUUGGACACUUUUACAGAGACAUUUUUGGGGAAUCAUCCUUUAUAAGCUCCUGGUGUUUUCAGCCUGCUGUAUUUAAUCAAUCAGGAUGUGUGUAGAUAGUAAGCUGUGUGAAUGAAUGGUGAGUGUGUGAAUGCCUGGUGUUGUGUAAACUUUCUAAAUGUUAAUUUAAACCCCACUCCACUCCUCUGCAUCUCUCUCUCUCCUAUUCUAAGUCGGUGUCACUCUCCUGGUUUGGUUUAGUGCCUUUUCUCUCAGACACUCUGAAAUAAAAACAGUAAUA
Molecule: messenger RNA, 5329 nt
Organism: Cheilinus undulatus (humphead wrasse)
Lineage: Eukaryota; Metazoa; Chordata; Actinopteri; Labriformes; Labridae
Product: RAB3A interacting protein (rabin3)
Exons: 14
Coding region: 290-1627 (445 amino acids)
Biological process (GO): exocytosis
Cellular component (GO): Golgi to plasma membrane transport vesicle
Molecular function (GO): guanyl-nucleotide exchange factor activity
Source: RefSeq, a predicted model, not a curated record